This is a messenger RNA of Mesitornis unicolor (brown roatelo), 1484 nucleotides long. Its product is annotated as tankyrase-1-like. The transcript is spliced from 9 exons. NCBI's taxonomy places the organism in Eukaryota, Metazoa, Chordata, Aves, Mesitornithiformes, Mesitornithidae. The record is from RefSeq and is a predicted model, not a curated record. Gene Ontology annotation, molecular function: NAD+ poly-ADP-ribosyltransferase activity; protein binding. The annotation marks the transcript as partial.
GCUGAUGAUAUCCGAGCUUUGCUGAUAGAUGCAAUGCCUCCUGAAGCUUUGCCUACGUGCUUUAAGCCUCAAGCCACUGUUGUUAGUGCCUCCCUGAUCUCACCAGCAUCUACACCGUCCUGCCUCUCCGCUGCCAGCAGCAUAGACAACCUCACGGGGCCACUGGCAGAACUUGCCGUAGGAGGGGCAUCAAAUGCUGGUGAUGGAGCAGCAGGAACUGAAAGGAAGGAAGGAGAAGUUUCUGGUCUUGACAUGAAUAUUACCCAGUUCCUAAAAAGCCUGGGUCUUGAACACCUUCGGGAUAUCUUUGAGACAGAACAGAUAACCCUGGAUGUGUUGGCAGACAUGGGGCAUGAGGAGCUUAAAGAAAUUGGGAUCAAUGCGUAUGGGCACCGCCACAAAUUAAUAAAAGGAGUGGAGAGACUUCUAGGAGGGCAGCAAGGCACCAAUCCUUAUCUGACUUUCCACUGCGUGAGUCAGGGGACCAUUCUUCUUGACCUUGCUCCUGACGAUAAGGAGUAUCAGUCUGUAGAAGAGGAGAUGCAAAGUACGAUCCGGGAGCAUCGGGAUGGUGGGAAUGCUGGCGGGAUCUUCAACAGGUACAAUGUCAUCAGGAUUCAGAAGGUUGUGAACAAGAAGUUGCGGGAGAGAUUCUGUCACCGACAGAAGGAGGUUUCGGAGGAGAAUCAUAAUCAUCACAAUGAACGCAUGUUGUUUCAUGGGUCUCCUUUUAUUAAUGCUAUCAUUCACAAGGGAUUUGAUGAAAGGCAUGCAUACAUUGGAGGAAUGUUUGGAGCUGGAAUUUACUUCGCCGAGAACUCCUCAAAAAGCAACCAAUAUGUGUAUGGGAUAGGGGGAGGAACAGGCUGUCCCACACACAAAGACAGGUCCUGUUACAUCUGCCACAGACAAAUGCUCUUCUGUAGAGUGACCCUUGGAAAAUCCUUUCUUCAGUUCAGCACAAUGAAAAUGGCUCAUGCCCCUCCAGGGCACCAUUCUGUCAUUGGCCGGCCAAGCGUGAAUGGACUUGCGUACGCUGAAUAUGUUAUCUAUAGAGGAGAACAGGCAUACCCGGAAUAUCUCAUUACAUACCAGAUUGUGAAACCAGAAGCUCCCUCUCAGUCAGCGACAGCAGCAGAGCAAAAGACCUAGUAGCUACAGAGCAGCAAAGAAGGAUGUGACUUCAGUCCUGGACUGGAUGGAUGCGUGUUUCAGAAAUUCAGUAUCAUAACAUUCUUAACAACCUGGAAAUAAGCUGUAUGUCUUUUAUAAAGCAUUGCUGUCCUGAUGAGUGCGAUAUGAGUAACUCUGGCAUACUCAACUGCUACUGUUCCUUUUGAGGAAAGUUUACAAGGGACUGCCUUUUAAUAACAUAUCUCAGGCUCCUAGUCUCUGCAGUUACCAUGUGUAAAAUAAUGUUGUUUUGAUCUAGACUUUGGGAACAUUAUUGAGCAAAUGGAAAUCUUUAUCGAUGCCAUCUCACA